Messenger RNA from Beta vulgaris subsp. vulgaris (sugar beet), 1500 nucleotides. RefSeq lists its product as uncharacterized. Gene Ontology annotation, biological process: DNA repair; DNA recombination; DNA replication. NCBI's taxonomy places the organism in Eukaryota, Viridiplantae, Streptophyta, Magnoliopsida, Caryophyllales, Amaranthaceae. Gene Ontology annotation, cellular component: nucleus. Gene Ontology annotation, molecular function: DNA binding. The coding region runs from base 1 to 1500 and encodes 499 amino acids. The record is from RefSeq and is a predicted model, not a curated record. The transcript is spliced from 11 exons.
AUGGGUUCAGAAAUUGUUAAAAUUUGUGACCUUUCUAAGGCAUCAAAGCGGUGUUCAAUUAAAGUAAGGGUGAUUCGUGUUUGGGAGAAGCCCGCAUUCAAUAAAAAUGAUGUCGUUGAAAAGAUAGAUGCUAUUUUGAUGGAUAAGGAGGGAUACAAAAUUCAACUUACAUGUAAGAAAUCACUUUUGUCUACCUUUUCAUCGAGGUUGAAGGAAGGAAAAUACUUGGAGGUCUCUAAUUUUUCUGUUAGAGACAAUGAUGGUGUAGAUCGAGGAACUAGACAUACUUAUAGAAUUGAUCUAAAUUAUUCGUCCCAUAUUGCUGAGUGUGAGGAUUUACAAAUUGAUUCAUAUGGAUUGGAGUUUGUCACAUUUGAUGACAUACUAUCAGAGAAAUAUUCAAAUGUUUUUUUAAUAGAUUUUAUUGGAGAAGUUAGUGGCUAUAGUUCUAUCCAAGAGAAACCUUCUUCAAAAUUGAUGACCAUUGAUCUUAUAGAUUUAGAGAAUAAGUCUCUUACAUGUGUGUUGUGGGGUAAAUAUGCUGACGAAUUCACUACAUACCUCAAGACUAGGAAGGAUGACGAAAGUAUUAUUGUUGUUGGACAACAAGGAAACAGUAUUACGUAUCAAGGUGAGAUUCGGAUCGCAACUUCUCGCCAUGCAACUCGAUUAUUCAUCAACUCCGAAAUUCCGGCAAUUAUGGAAUUCAACAACAAGAAAAAUGCAAUUGGAGCAAGAACAAUUUCUCCACGACCAAGUGAGAUAUCAACUGAGACUAAUGAGUUUCUAAAAGAGGAUAUCGUAAAAGACAUUAGUGAUUUGAUGCAGUGUGAACAGUCUGGGUUAGGUGUGUGCCUUGCUACAAUUGAAGACAUUGAUACAAAUUUCAGUUGGUACUACGAGUCAUGCAAAAUUUGUUAUAAGGGAGUCAAACGAGAUGGUGAUAAGAUAACUUGCAAAAGGUGCGAGAAAGUUUUGAAGGCAACCGUGCCUAGGUUCAGAUUGAAGAUAAUAGUUUCUGACAAAACAGAUGAUGCAACUUUUGUUCUAUUCGAAAAAGAGGUGCACAAGUUGUUGGAUAAAUCCGCUUCAGAUUUGUUAGAAAUGCAAGUGAAGAAAGGUGACAAGGAUGGGUUUCCUGAAGAAUUCACAAAAUUGCUUGGCAAAAGAUUACUCUUUAAAGUGGAGAUUCCUCAUCCUAAUAAGGUUGGUCAGUCAAAGGACUUUGCCGUUAUCAAUACAACUGACGAUCAAACAACUAUAGACAAAUGGAUGGGACUCUACAUGAAAAUGGUGUACGAGGAAGCCAAAGAAGCACUAAAAGAAAAUGAGAGUGUCAAGGAAAUUGAAGUGGAUAAGGAUCAUAAUAUGAGCAACCAGCAAGAAUCGGCAACUUCUGUUACACCUCAAAAGCGCAUCUUAGAAACUAAUGGUGAUAGUGAUAGCUGCAAAUAUAGUUCCCCUUUGGAUGCUCGUUAUCAACAAACAAGAGGCCCAUGA